Messenger RNA from Punica granatum (pomegranate), 2651 nucleotides. Lineage: Eukaryota; Viridiplantae; Streptophyta; Magnoliopsida; Myrtales; Lythraceae. The record is from RefSeq and is a predicted model, not a curated record.
AUUACAUAAAAUAAAUCCCUUCCCCAUCAUCCCCUUCUUCUUAUUCUGCGGCCCUCUCUGCAAUUCAAUCCAAUAAUGUCUCUCUCCCUCAUCCUCCCCUUCUCCCUCUUCCUCCUCCUCCUCCUCCUCCUCUCGGCAGCUCCGCCGUCCUCCGCCCAGUCCCAGAACUUCUCCUCCCUCACUGCCUCCAACUCCCCGUGGCUGCCCACACAGGACCGGCUCCUCCUCUCCCUAAACUCUGUCUUCGCCGCCGGCUUCCGCCCCUCCCCCUCGGACGCCUACACCUUCUCCGUCUGGUACUACAACAUAUCCCAGACGGCAGUAGUAUGGUCCGUCAGGGCUCAGCUGGGCAGCUCCGCCACCCUGUCCAUCACAGCUGCCGGCCAGCUCGUCCUCACUAAUGGUUCCAGCAGCAGGAACCUGUGGCCGUCGAAUGCCAACGCCAGCCAAGCUAGCUCUGCCAGGCUCGUCCUGAGUGAUGAUGGAAACUUGAUCUUCGCUGAUGUCUGGGAGAGCUUCAAUUUCCCCACCGACACUUUCCUCCCAAACCAGAUCAUGAAUGGGACUAAUCUCACCUCCCCCAAUGGGCGGUUUUCCUUCAAAUCCAACCAGCUUCUUUUCAACAAUACUGAAUCCUAUUGGACUGCUCCCAAUGGCAACGCGUUUGAGAAGCUAAAUGAAACUGGCUUGAUCGUCCAGGAAAGUGGAGGUGCUAUUUAUUCCGCUGAUUUUGGUGAGUCCUGGCUUCGGCGGGUUAGUCUCGGCAAUGAUGGGAACCUCCGACUGUACAGUUACCGCCCCGGCCUUGGCAAGUGGACCAUGGUGUGGCAGUCGAUUCCAGAGCUUUGCAAGAUCCAUGGAACAUGCGGAUCCAACUCAAUCUGCAUGAGCGAUGGUGGGAACUCGACUCACUGUGUCUGCCCGCCUGGAUUCCAGGCGGCAUCCACAGAAAAUUACGAAUGCAAGAGGAAGAUCCCAUUCACAGACCUGGCCAAGACAAAGUUCAUACAGCUUGAUUACGUGAACUUUAGUGGCGGAUCAAAUCAGACUGAUCUUGUGGCCAGGAACUUCUCAGAUUGCCAGGCUCAGUGCCUAACGAAGUCCAACUGUCUCGGUUUCAUGUUCAACUACGAUGGAACUGGGUAUUGCGUGCUGCAACUCGAUCGGUUGCUCUAUGGAUACUGGUCCCCGGGAACGGCAACAGCCAAUGCCAUGUUUCUCCGGGUGGAUAAUGCAGAAACUGAUAAGACGACCUUUACAGGGUUGACGAGUGUGCUCGAGACCACGUGCCCGGUGACCAUUUCCCUGCCUCAGCCGCCCCAAGAGUCAAGCACCACGACCCGGAUGAUAGCCAUAAUAUGCACCCUCUUUGCGGCCGAGUUGAUAUCAGGCAUCGCCUUCUUCUGGGCAUUCCUGAAGAAGUACAUCAAGUACCGGAACAUGGCCCAGACUCUCGGGCUUGAGUUGCUUCCUGCUGGUGGGCCCAAGCGGUUCACCUAUGCAGAGAUCAAGGCUGCCACGAACGGGUUCGCGGACUUGAUAGGGAAGGGUGGCUUUGGGGAUGUGUACAAGGGAGAACUCAGUGACAAGAGAGUUGUCGCUGUCAAGUGCCUGAAGAGCGUUGCUGGUGGGGAUGCCGAGUUCUGGGCAGAGGUUACUAUAAUUGCUAGAAUGCACCAUCUCAAUCUGGUGAGAUUGUGGGGAUUUUGUGCUGAGAAGGGUCAGAGGAUUCUUGUCUAUGAGUAUGUGCCCAAUGGGUCGCUCGAUAAGUACUUGUUCCAGUCCCGUCGGUCUGUGGACGAGGAGGAGAUGGGUGAAGUUGUUGGCCAGAGAAAGCCCGUGCUUGACUGGAGCAUUCGGUACCGAAUCGCCCUGGGCGUGGCUAGAGCCAUUGCGUACCUCCACGAGGAGUGCCUGGAGUGGGUCCUGCACUGUGAUAUCAAGCCCGAGAACAUACUCCUAGGGGACGACUUCUGCCCCAAGAUAUCGGACUUUGGGCUCGCAAAGCUCAGGAAGAAGGAGGACAUGGUUAGCAUGUCCCGGAUCCGGGGGACCCGUGGGUACAUGGCCCCUGAAUGGGCCAAGACCGACCAGAUCACUCCAAAGGCCGAUGUGUACAGCUUUGGGAUGGUGUUGCUGGAGAUCGUGAGUGGGGUCCGGAACUUCGAGAUGCAGGGCUCGCUUGUCGAGAGCGCGGAUUGGUACUUCCCGGGGUGGGCCUUUGACAAGGUGUUCAAAGAGAUGAAGGUGGAGGACAUACUGGACUGCCAGAUAAAGCACGCAUACGAUGAUAAGGUGCACUUCAAACUCGUCGACCGGAUGGUGAAGACAGCGAUGUGGUGCCUCCAGGACCGGCCCGAGCUCAGGCCUUCUAUGGGGAAGGUUGCUAAGAUGAUCGAAGGCACGGUUGAGAUCAUGGAACCGAAGAAGCCCACAAUCUUCUACUUAGGAGACGAGUAGAUAAUUGCUGUAUAUCUUUUCUUUCUUUAUUUUUUUUUCCUCUGAAUAAUAAUGAAGUAAUUACUGUAUAUCUAUGAUUUUUCACCUUCGUCGUAGUGGUGUAUGUUAUGUAAAGCACAAGUGUGACAACCUGAUUACUUGAUUAAUAAAUGAGGUUUCUUCUUUAGUAAUUAAUGAAAAUUGCUUAUGUA